AUGGGGGCAGUUUUGAAUCCUGAAAUGGUGAGGGUUGACAAGUAUGGAUCCGUUGGGAAAGAAGCUUUGCUCUUUGGACACAUAUAUGAAGGUGAAGGAGGCAAAGUGAAGUAUGGAAAAAUCAAGAUUGGAGAAAGUGGUUAUGUGGGAAGCCGAAAGCUGAGGGCAAUGCCAGGGGCAAUAUUUCUCCUUUUUCUUCUUCCAUUACACAAUUUAUCUCAAAAUAAUGGUAGGGUAGCUACUAGUAGUUCUAUUACUGCAACCGAUGGAACAACCCCAUGGCUUUCACCAUCUGGUGAUUUUGCAUUUGGGUUCCAAAAACUUCAAGAUAAUAAAGAUCAGUUCUUGCUUUGUAUAUGUGCCACAAGGAUCAAGAUUCAAAGUGGUCUUAUACUUAGUGAUCCUCAGGGAACUACCCUUUGGAGAACUGAUUUGAUUGUUGGUAAUAUUGACUAUGGACUCAUGAAUGAUACUGGAAAUUUUGUUAUCAUGGGAAGUGAUUCUACUAAUCCAUUGUGGGAAAGUUUUAGAAAUCCAACUGACACUUUGUUGCCAACUCAAACAUUGGAAAGAGGAAGCUUCCUUGUUUCUCAAAAGUCAGAAGCUAAUUUCACUCAGGGAAGGUUUUAUCUUCGCAUGCUUGAUAAUGGGAAUUUGGUGCUUGUUACACAAAGUGUGCCUUCCAAUUCAGAUUAUGAUAAUGAGUACUAUAACAGUGGAACUUUUGACACAACAAAUGCAACAAAUUCUGGGGAUAAGUUGGUUUUUGAAGAGAAUGGCAUGAUGUACGUAUUGAAGCGAAACAAUCAAAGGCAAAUUCUUACUCCCCUAUCCAUUCCUUCAGCUUCGCAAAAUUACCAUCGCGUGACUCUUAACUUUGAUGGAGUUCUUAGUCAUUAUUAUCAUUCACGGAUUUCUAAUAGCAGUGGCUGGAAUAUUCUGUGGUCUCAACCGAACAAUAUAUGCAUCGAAAUUGGUGGAGAGAGAGGACCCGGGGCUUGUGGUUACAACAAUGUAUGCAAUCUUGGUACAAAUCAAAGACCAAUUUGUAACUGUCCACAAGAAUAUUCACUAGUUGAUCCGAACGAUGCUUAUGGCCACUGCAAACCAGAUUUUUCUAUAAGUUGUGAUGAAGUUGGGAAGGGUCCACCUGAAGAUUCUUACAGUAUUAUCACGAUUCGUGAUACUGGUUGGCCUAAAUCAGACUUUCAGAAAAUUAGCCCUUCAACUGAACAAGACUGCCAAAGUGCUUGUUUGCAUGAUUGUUUUUGUGCUGUUGCCACUUAUACAAGCAAUAGCUGCUGGAAAAAGAACCUGCCCUUGCGGAAUGGAAGAAUAGACACCAGUCUGAAUUUAAAAGCUUUUAUGAAAAUAAGGAAAGAUGGUGUUCCUCCUCUAAGCCCUGGUCUUCCAAAUCCAGGAUCUCGUCAAAGCAAAAGUUGGCGAAAUUGGCCAAUUAUGGCAUCCACACUCUUAGGAAGCUCUGUGUAG
Molecule: messenger RNA, 1491 nt
Organism: Lycium ferocissimum
Lineage: Eukaryota; Viridiplantae; Streptophyta; Magnoliopsida; Solanales; Solanaceae
Product: G-type lectin S-receptor-like serine/threonine-protein kinase RLK1
Exons: 4
Coding region: 1-1491 (496 amino acids)
Source: RefSeq, a predicted model, not a curated record